Coffea eugenioides is the source of this 1935-nucleotide messenger RNA. Its product is annotated as 7-deoxyloganetin glucosyltransferase-like. NCBI's taxonomy places the organism in Eukaryota, Viridiplantae, Streptophyta, Magnoliopsida, Gentianales, Rubiaceae. The record is from RefSeq and is a predicted model, not a curated record. The coding region runs from base 212 to 1660 and encodes 482 amino acids. The transcript has 2 exons. Gene Ontology annotation, molecular function: UDP-glycosyltransferase activity.
GAGUUCUCGGUGAUCCAUUAUCUUAGAGUCAUUUUGUUUCGGUAUCAUAUUGGAGAGCUUCGUUCUGGUGACGACUCGGCCCGAGUCUUUGAACCAUGUUCUGGAGUGCAUCUUCAAGCCCAAAGCUCCACCCUCCGCCUUGCAUCUUCACAGCGGUGUCUUAUCUUUUCCACUCUUUAACAGUUACAAGUAACCCAAUCGAGAAAUCGGAAUGGAGUCCAGCAGGAAACCUCAUGUAGUUUGUAUCCCACUCCCAGCCCAAGGCCACAUUAAUCCCAUGCUAAAACUUGCCAAGCUUCUUCAUUAUACCGGAUUUCACAUCACUUUCGUCCACACAGAAUUCAACUAUAACAGAUUGCUCAAGUCCAAGGAUUCAGAUCCACUAGACAUAAUACAUGACGAUUUUCAAUUCCGGACCGUUGCUGAUGGCUUGCCAGCGUCCAACCAGCGAGGUAUAUUGGAUCUUCCUGACCUGUGCGUAGCCAUGCCUGUGCACUGCAAACAAUCAUUCAAGCAACUCAUAUCGGAACUGAACUCUUCCCCUGAUGUUCCACCUGUUUCUUGCAUAGUUUCUGAUGGUGUCAUGAGCUUCACUUUGGAAGUAGCUCGAGAAUUCCGAAUCCCCGAAAUCCUGUUCUUUACGCCCAGUGCUUGCGGGAUGUUAGGCUAUCUUCAGUACGAAGAGCUCAGAGAAAGAGGCUACUUUCCCCUGACAGAUGAAAGCUGCUUUUCUAAUGGAUAUCUUGAUACUGAGCUUGAUUGGAUACCGGCAAUGAAAGGGAUUCGACUAAAAGACCUUCCCUCGUUCGUCCAAUCCACGAAUCCUGGAGACAUAAUGUUCAAUUACAACCUAAAGUCACUACAAAAUGCUCUGAGGACAAGCAGCUUAAUUCUCAACUCAUUUGAAGAUUUGGAAAAAGAAGUUUUAGAUGCUAUAAGAAUAAAGUUUCCAACUUUGUACACGAUUGGACCCCUAUCAAUGCUUGAACAACAACUCCGCGGAGGGAAUUUGGAUUCCCUCGAUUCCAGCUUGUGGAAACAGGACAUGGGAUGCAUAGAUUGGCUUGACAAGAAGAAACCUGGAUCAGUUGUGUAUGUGAACUAUGGGAGUUUGGUAAUUUUGACUCCAGGUCAGUUGAGGGAGUUUGGUUGGGGAUUAGCCAAUAGUAAACAUCCAUUCUUGUGGGUGAUUAGGCCUAAUCUUGUAAAUGGUGGGACACAGGUCAUAUCUCAUGAUUUCUUGGAUGAAAUCAAGGACAGAGGACUGCUGCUUGAUUGGUGCCCACAAGAGAAAAUUCUCGGCCAUCCUUCGAUUGGAGGAUUCUUGACACACUGUGGGUGGAAUUCAACAUUGGAAAGCAUUUGUGAAGGCGUGCCAAUGGUUUGUUGGCCUUUUUUUGGUGAACAACCAACAAAUUGUCUUUACAUUUGUACCAAAUGGGAAAUUGGAAUGGAGAUUGAUAAUAAUGUUAAAAGAGAUGAAGUAGAAGGGCUAGUAAGGGAGUUAAUGGAGGGAAGCAAAGGAAAGGAAAUGAAGGAAAAGAUCAUGGAAUGGAAGGAUAAAGCAGAUAGGGCUACAAAGCCUGGUGGGACAUCUUACAACAACUUCAAAUUGCUGGUAAAUCACCUAAGAGGGGAAUCUCGUGCCCAAAAGCCUUAGCUCAUUUCAUCACUCCAACCCAACAAUGCCUAAUUUCCAGAUUUUAGUUAAAGGUAACUUGCAAAUAUGCAGUAAUCAAGAAAAUGCAUGCAUGUUGGCCUGUACCUAAUUAUCCAGAUUUUAGAUAAAGGUUACUUGCAAGUAUGCAGCAACCAAGAUAAUGCAUGCACGUUUCCUAUUCUCAUGGCUUGAGCUUCAACUUAUCUUGUGGGAUCGACUUCUGCCCUGAUCAAGUAAAUUUGGGCUGAUUCCAAUUUUGCAUCUUUGAUGCUUAA